Molecule: messenger RNA, 1674 nt
Organism: Artibeus jamaicensis (Jamaican fruit-eating bat)
Lineage: Eukaryota; Metazoa; Chordata; Mammalia; Chiroptera; Phyllostomidae
Product: histone-lysine N-methyltransferase PRDM9-like
Exons: 10
Coding region: 366-1493 (375 amino acids)
Biological process (GO): regulation of DNA-templated transcription; positive regulation of reciprocal meiotic recombination
Cellular component (GO): nucleus
Molecular function (GO): zinc ion binding; histone H3K4 methyltransferase activity; histone H3K36 methyltransferase activity
Source: RefSeq, a predicted model, not a curated record
CCAACCUGCAGCUCGCCCGGAAAGACCGAAUCUCCCCAAACUCAGAGACGCUAAACACCGUCGUCCUGGAAACCGACUCAGUGGUCUCAGAGCCCUGCGACCAGCUUUCCUGUGUCACCACCCCAGGCAGGCCACCAAGCUCCAGGAGGAGGACCCUGAGGACUCUGAUGAAGAAUGGACUCCAAGGCAGCAAGACUGUGGAUGCCGACCAGAGUCUGAUGAUAAGGAAGGGCGUGGAUGGCCAGUAUGUGCACCGGCUGGGAGGAUACCAGAGAAAGGAGUGAAACCUUGGGUGGCCUUCAGAAUGGAACAAAGUAAACACCAGAAGGUAUUUCCCAAAUCCUGUUGACAAGAAAAUUUUCCUCAUGGACAGAAAUGCAGAACUCAGUAGAAAGGAAAUGGACGUGAAGAUGUACAACCUACAAGAAAGAAAGGACUGUGGGUACCAAGAGGUCACCGAGCCCCAGGAUGAUGACUACCUCUAUUGUGAGAAGUGUCAGAACUUCUUCAUCGACAGCUGUGCUGUGCAUGGACCCCCUACAUUUGUAAAGGACCGAGCAGUGGACAAGGGGCAUCCCCACCGCCCAGCCCUCACCCUGCCCCCUGGGUUGAGAAUCGGGCCAUCCUGCAUCCCUGAGGCUGGGCUUGGAGUGUGGAAUGAGGCAGCUGAUUUGCCAGUGGGUCUGCACUUUGGCCCUUAUGAAGGACACAUCACAGAAGAUGAAGAGGCAGCCAAGAGCAGAUACUCCUGGCUGAUCGCCAAAGGGAGAAACUGCUAUGAGUAUGUGGAUGGAAAGGACAGAUCCUGGGCCAACUGGAUGAGGUUUGUGAACUGUGCCCGGGAUGAUGAAGAGCAGAACCUGGUGGCCUUUCAGUACCACAGGCAGAUUUUCUACCGAACCUGCCGGGUCAUCAGGCCGGGCUGUGAGCUGCUGGUCUGGUGCGGGGACGAGUAUGGCCAGGAGCUGGGCAGCAAGUGGGGCGGCAAGUGGAAGAGAGAGCUCAUGGCCGGAAGAGCAGAACCAAAGCCAGAGGUGCACCCAUGUCCCUCCUGCUUUCUGGCCUUCUCCAGUAAGAAAUUCCUCAGCCGACAUGUGAAACUCAGUCAUCCCUCUCAGAUUCUCCAGGGAACAUCUGCAAGAAAACAGCUCCAAGCAGAGGAACCCUGUCCAGAGGAUCAGAAUCAGCAGCAGCAACAUACUAGUACGCACAGCUGGAAUGAUAAAGCUGAAGGUCAAGAGGUCAAAGAAAGGUCCAAACCUUUGCUUAAAAGGAUCAGUCAGAGGAGAAUCUCAAGACCCUUUUUCCAACCUUCCAAAGAACAAAUGAGCUCUAGUGAGCACGAGAGACUGAUGGAAGAAGAGCCCCGGAGAGGCCAGAAAGAGAAUCCAGAGGACACAGAUCUAUUUUUCAAGAUGACCAAAUGGGGUCUGAAGCAAGAUAAAGAUUCAGCAUACCUACGUUUGAGUAGUCCCAGUCCCCGUGCAAGCUGAUACCGCUUUUACCUGCUAAUUGAUGUGUAACUUCUCCCCCAUCUCAGCAGCUACUGGUAUACAAGUCCGCAGGACAAAGGCCCUGAUGCCCUUGCCUCACUCUCAUCUCAGCAAGACCUGUCCUCUUCCGUGAAAACAUAUCACUAAUAAACCCUGCUUGCGUGCUAAUACACUUGCUGAU